Dreissena polymorpha is the source of this 3993-nucleotide messenger RNA. RefSeq lists its product as uncharacterized. The transcript is spliced from 4 exons. Lineage: Eukaryota; Metazoa; Mollusca; Bivalvia; Myida; Dreissenidae. Bases 356 to 2188 code for a protein of 610 amino acids. Gene Ontology annotation, molecular function: protein binding. The record is from RefSeq and is a predicted model, not a curated record.
AAUCAUAACUAAAAUCCCAUUAGUAUGCAGCUUUUUUCGCGUACUAAAUAUUUCCAUAACUAACAGGGAAAAUAAAAACUGGAAUCCCAUAUUCAAUGUGCAAAUUUCAACUGCGAAUUCUCGGAAUGUACGACUUAAAAUAGUUUUCUGAUUUCUGAAAUGAAAUGUAGAGUACGUAUGAAAGGCGUAUCUGAAAAAAACUUAUAAAAAUGAGUAUGUUGGGAAUACAUCAGUUGGAAACGGAAUAGUGUAUACUUCUGCCAAGAGAGUGUAGCAAGAAAGAUCGAUAUCAAUGCAGAUCGAAACGACCGAGUCGUAACUUGCCGGUAGCGUAUUGUUACCCAUCGUUUUAUAAAUGAGUGAGUACAAAGAAUUGGUCAGUGAUUUGAAACUGGGAGAAACGUUAUUCCAGCAAGCUGAGGAAAGCUCGAAGUUUUGUGACGUCGUCAUCGUAUAUGGCCUGCCAGAUGACAUGGAACAAAUCUGCGUCCACUGGUGUGUGUUGGUACAAUGUCCGUACUUUGAAGCCAUGUUCAGAAGUGGAUUGGAAGAAAAGCAACAGGGAAAGAUAUUUAUUACAGAGUCUUUACAUGAAGAAGCUGUAAGCGCAGUGAUUGGAUUUCUUUAUAAAGGAGAGGUGAAUUUGGAGUAUCGACUUAUUGGAGACGUGCUAAAUGCGGCGGACUAUUUCCAGUUUGGUGACUUGCAUGCAGUUUGCAAAAGGGACCUGUUAACUGUGCCAUUGACAAAAGAAAAUUGUGUUGAGCUUUUGACGAUAGCUGGUCGUUACAAUUUUGAAGAUCUACAGACGCGUUCAAUGACAUACAUAACUAACAAUUUGAUUCAGAUUAUUGAACACCCAGCCAAUAGUAAAGCUAUCACUGAUAUGAUGAUGAUACAAAUAUGGGAUAAAGCGAACCGUGACAAGAAAUGUCAAAUGACCCUGUUUAAUUUCUGCCGAACUUGGCUUUGUUAUGAUGUAAAUAAUCGCAAACAAUCAUUUGAAAAGUUGUUCUGCUCUUUAAACUUGAACGAAACGACUCACGAAUUCUUUCAAUCUUUAUCGUAUGACUAUGUCCAAACGUUCAAGAUAUGCCGUUUAUUUUAUGUACAUUUCAACAGUCAAAACUUUCAAACUAGACUAACAUUUACAGCGGACACAAUUGGCGUUGUUUUACUUGUAGCCAAGAUUCCGCAGCUACAAAAAUCAGGAGGAAUAUAUGCAUACGCGAUAGGCUCUGAACGUUGGUCCUUUCUUACCAGAUUACCGCGGGAACUACGAGAAUUCGACUACUACAAAUAUUGCAUUGGUGUUGACCCACCUGGGAAAUUCAUUUACGUGAUUAGGAAAAUAAAGCACAAUCUAAGUAAACAUUCAGCUGUUUUGGAAAUUCCUACACAUAGAUACGAUUGUGAACUAAAUACGUGGGCGCAUGAGACAUACAAACUUAAUAUAAAGAAUGAAAGACAGGUCAGUAUUGUUGGAAUAGUUUGUGAUAAAACUGGGAUAUUUCUUAUUGCCGAGACGGUGUUGCGUAAACGGCGGUGUACAAAUGUACAAUUAUUAGCAUGUCGUGAGGACACGACACUCGUGGAAGUAGCUUUAGUACCAAAUAUUUGCAAACGAUGGUACGGUAGAUGUGAUAUUAAAUAUUGUGUUGUUGGAGACAGUUCUAUUAUAGUGUUGUGUAUUGACAUUGGACAAAGAACAAUUAAAAUAUCAGUAACGAAUACAAACAUGUCACAAACAAAUAUUUGUAAAACGAUUAAAGAAUCGCAUAUUGGAUACAAUGCCGGGUUUGCAGCAAAUGAAAUGUUGUACACAAAUGGGACAUGUGGCAUUAUUUCCCGUUUUGGCAGCGAGCAUCACAGAGAAGUGAGUAUUUCGCCAGUUCAAUGUACGGCAGUUGAAGGCGAAGUGCUUCCCAGAUACAGGGGCGAUGAGGAAGGGCUGCAACUAGAUAAUUUUGUAACGGGAAAUGGUGAAAAUGUUGUCUCCGUAUACGACAAGCGAACACAAACGUUACGAGUAAUUAAUUGCAUCACAAAGGAACAGCAUGACGCACCACCGUUUCCAUACGACUUCCAGGACUGCACAUUGGUCCAUGCGAAUAUGGCAGCAAGAUUACUCAAGUGUCGCAUCGACUGUCCACAUUGUCUGUUUGAAAUAAAAUCCGAUAUUCAUUAGUUUUGAGCACGAAACGGAGACAUAAACACGGUAUAUUUGUGGAAAUGGUACAUGAUGAAAAAUGCGAUAGGAUUGUUUCUUUUGUCGUCGUCAUCAUUAGACAAUAAAAGCGUUGCAGUAAUUUACAGUCACAAAGAUUGCAAAAUGCUUCUAUUUAUAAGACUGUGGUCAACAGUCAAGUAUAGAGAUGCGAAACUAGACAUUUACUCAGCUCGUUUUUUCUCUUCUAAAAGUUGUUAUUUUGACAUUUUAAUGACAUGUUUUUAUAUAAUUGAACUGUGUUUCUUUUCAUCAAACUGCGACGUAUCAGUAUGCGCAUGUUUUGUUUAAUUUACUUUUACUUAAUUUCUCAGGGUGACAAGGAUUUCACGAGUUAAUCUGUUUGUGGUGCAAACCUUUAUACAUUUUUAUAAGUGUUGUCCUAACGCAAUAGACCCUUUCAGUUAUUCGCAUUUACUAGUGUAAGAGUUGUGUCCCUUAGCCGGAUGUGACGUAAUGAGAUGAUACAAAAUCCGCCAGAGAGAAAAUUGUACAGUGUCGCUGAUAAUACCAACGUCUCUUGCACUAUACCGUAUAUGCGUAAAUUGCACAAAUAUUUCAUUUUUUAUUAUAUUGACGCCUAUUAAAGCUAUCGCUUUUCGCAUAUUUAAUUUUAGUACAUUUAGGCGUGAAAAUGCAUUAAACAUUCCGUUCAAUAACCCUGUGUGUCUCAAGACAAAUCCCGCACUGUUACCACAAAACUUUAAACGUAAAUAUUUUAUUUAUUUUAAAAUGCCAAAUAUUAAAAAAAGCGCUGAAUGUUUAUAUUUUAAUGGUAUUGAUCAUUGGAAUAUGAUUUGAGCGCUUUUUUACCACUUGGGAACAUGACCUUUACCAUUGAAAAUGGUAAUUGAAGUGUAAAUUCACCCCACCUUAGACUCCGCCCACUGGUUGGCAAAAAGAGGUGGAAUUCAUAUAAGCGCAUAAAGAGAAGGCUGACAAAAUCAUCGUUUGUAAAAAUAAUCAUACAACAAAUCAAAUAAAAUUUUACUAGUUAUGUCUGAAUAAAACUCGGGAGUAGAAGACAAUGUAAAAGCUCGGUAUGUGCAUGGUUAUGACAAAAAUCUCCAUACUUGGCACUUCUUCGCGACCUUUUUUUUGUUAAAAAAUUCUCUCAUCAAUUGAACUUAUUUCAGAAUAAAUUAAAUUUAACGAACGAAAACAAGUUAUUGUGAAAACAAACAACAAUUAAAUAGAUCGAUUUUAUGUACGCAACAUAUUGUACCAGAUUUGAAACUUUAUUUGUCUGAACAAACGUACCUUGUCACACAUAAAAUAAAUUCUCUUGAAUAAUGUAAUUGUUUCACACCAAUGUUGACACUCUUUGUUGUAGCAUUUUUAUCCUGGUGUUUUAUUGCACCUUCGUUCAUCACAACCCGAUUAUCUCGUUAUGAUCGGAUACUGCCCAGACAAUUACAAAGAAAACGAGGUGUCAUAAACCCAGGGACCUAUACUUGGGUCCCUGCAGAAACCACAUGUUGCAGCCUAGUGUCUGGUAAUAAAACACAAUUUAUGAUACCCCCAUGUCAUCCCCCCUUGGCAUAUUAAGCAGUCAUUUUAGCCAAAGUUGAAAGCCAAAAUACUGAACAUUUGCUUCAAUAAAAUAUUUUAACAUUAAAAAGAAUGAAGACAUUAUCGGAAAUUGAUUUACAUAAACAAGUGUAUAUAUAUAUAUUAGCCAGUUUAAUCAUAAUAAUAAUAACUAUAAAUACAUUUAAAAUAUUGUGGUACCGGCAAAUGUAAACUCCGCUAUUAUGUGUAUAGAU